Messenger RNA from Erinaceus europaeus (western European hedgehog), 1485 nucleotides. It is a transcript of the gene DLX5, whose product is annotated as distal-less homeobox 5. Gene Ontology annotation, molecular function: RNA polymerase II cis-regulatory region sequence-specific DNA binding; DNA-binding transcription factor activity, RNA polymerase II-specific. The record is from RefSeq and is a predicted model, not a curated record. Gene Ontology annotation, biological process: embryo development; regulation of transcription by RNA polymerase II; cell differentiation. Lineage: Eukaryota; Metazoa; Chordata; Mammalia; Eulipotyphla; Erinaceidae.
CAGUCCGCCCGCUGGAGACAGAGCCUCCAAGACUCCCAGCUUCCUCCUCGCCGCCGCCGCCGCCUCCUUUUCUCCUCCUCUCCUUCCUCCUCCUCUCCCUCCUCCUCUUUUCCCUCCUCCUCCUCCCUCACUCCCUCAGCCAUGUCUGCUUAGACCAUAGCCGCCCCACAGGCAACUCGGGCAGCCGCCGCCGCCACUGCAGCCGGGACAGUCGCCGCCGCCAGCGAGAGAUGACAGGAGUGUUUGACAGAAGGGUCCCCAGCAUCCGAUCCGGCGACUUCCAAGCUCCCUUCCAGACCUCUGCAGCCAUGCACCACCCAUCUCAGGAAUCGCCAACUUUACCGGAGUCGUCGGCUACCGAUUCCGACUACUACAGCCCCACUGGGGGAGCCCCGCACGGCUACUGCUCUCCUACCUCGGCUUCCUAUGGCAAAGCGCUCAACCCCUACCAGUACCAGUACCACGGUGUGAACAGCUCGGCAGGAAGCUACCCCGCCAAGGCUUACGCAGACUACAGCUACGCCAGCCCCUACCACCAGUACGGCGGCGCCUACAACCGUGUCCCAAGCGCCACCAAUCAGCCAGAGAAAGAAGUUGCCGAACCCGAGGUGAGGAUGGUGAAUGGCAAACCAAAGAAAGUUCGUAAACCCAGGACUAUUUAUUCCAGCUUUCAGCUGGCCGCAUUACAGAGAAGGUUUCAGAAGACUCAGUACCUCGCCCUGCCGGAACGCGCCGAGCUGGCCGCCUCGCUGGGACUGACGCAAACACAGGUGAAAAUCUGGUUUCAGAACAAAAGAUCCAAGAUCAAGAAGAUCAUGAAAAAUGGGGAGAUGCCCCCGGAGCACAGUCCCAGCUCCAGCGACCAGGCGUGUAACUCGCCGCAAUCUCCGGCGGUGUGGGAACCCCAGGGCUCGUCCCGCUCUCUCAGUCACCACCCUCAUGCCCACCCUCCGGCCUCCAACCCGUCCCCAGCUUCCAGCUACUUGGAGAACUCAGCUUCCUGGUACCCGAGCGCAGCCAGCUCUAUCAAUUCCCACCUGCCGCCGCCAGGCUCCUUACAGCACCCGUUGGCAUUGGCCUCGGGGACACUUUAUUAGACGGGCCUGUUUCUCUUGCUCUGUUUUUUUUUUUUUUUUGGGGGGGGGGGAACUACUGCGUUUUGCUGUUUUAGAAAAAUCAUAAAGGAAGGAAUUCAUAUGGGGAAGUUUGGAAAACGGAAACAAAAAAGAUUCAUGUAUAAAGCUUUUUUUUUUUUUUUGCAUGUAAGUUAUUGCAUUUCAACGGACUCCUAUUCCCCCCUCCUUUUAUUUUUUUUUAACAGAUGAACUUUUGCGCAACUGUGGACACUAUCAAUGGUGCCUUGAAAUCUAUGACCUCAAGCUUUUUGAAAGACUUUUUUCAAUGUUAUUUUAAUCGUGUAAAUAAGUGUAGAUAGAGGAAUUAAACUGUAUAUUCUGGAUAAAUAAAAUUAUUUCAGCCAUGAAA